This is a messenger RNA of Triticum aestivum (bread wheat), 1947 nucleotides long. RefSeq lists its product as uncharacterized. The record is from RefSeq and is a predicted model, not a curated record. Bases 805 to 1296 code for a protein of 163 amino acids. The transcript is spliced from 4 exons. Gene Ontology annotation, molecular function: zinc ion binding. NCBI's taxonomy places the organism in Eukaryota, Viridiplantae, Streptophyta, Magnoliopsida, Poales, Poaceae.
CAUUCGAUCCCCAAAUCAAGAGACGAAAUCCUAGCCGCGCCGCACAGCCUAUCCCAAAUCGAAGCAGAUAGAACCGUAGCUUGCAAAGAUGGCAGAUCCAGGUGUUGAAGCAGUUGCUCUGCCAAUCGUGCCUUGUCCGGAUUGCGGCAGGAACGUGAUGACAUACGUAGCGCGGCGCGGUCAGAAUGCCGGCCAGCGUUUCUACAAGUGCUGGAAUCACAACGGGGCGGAUGCGAUUUCUACAGGUGGGAAGAGGCGUACGCGGCGCAUGUGGCGACUCGUGGACAAGCAGCACCUGCAGUCGGGCAAAUCGGGGCAGUGCAGAUGCAAGGCGGGCAGGCGGAUGGAGCUCAAGUUGUGCAGGCGCCUCACGUUCAGCCGGGGCAGCAAAACGGAGCACCGGAGGCGUGCAGGCUGCAUCUUUUGCAAGCGCGGUCGCAGGAUACAUGCUUGCGGCGGCUCCAGUUGCGGGUCGUCAGGGUCCCGCAGUGUAUCGAAGUUGCUUCUCAGAGCAGGAACUAUGGGGUUCAGCUCCUCUGCAGUUGAACUACUACUGCACGCGUGCUGUAGACGUUCAUAUCGCCCGUCAAUUCCCAUCUGGCCGCUCGCAUUUUACCUACUUAAUCCUGUUAACAAAAAAGCCUUCAUGUACACAGAUAAGUGCUUCCGUUCACACUGCACACCACGCACUAACUAGACUGGAGAGCAAACAGGCUGAGGCAGGCGCGAGCAGACGACCUUGCCGCCGGCGAGGGUUCGUAUCUCCGGCCAAGCGCACUCCCUCCCCGAGCGACGGUCCGGCGGAUGGACCUCCAUGCCCGCCUGCUGCACCGCGGCUGUGUCCCCGGCUUGCCCAGGAUCUGCCGCCAGGCACCGUUCCUUGGCCUCACCAGCCGAUGCCGUCCCCUGGGGCUCGCCGGCCGACGCCGUCGACCGCAGGUACGUGGGAGCACUCCACCGUACUCAGGCUGGCUGUGCCGUCCGACGCCCUCCACCUUGAUGGAAGCUGCCCGCUUCCUCCAGCCGCUCGCCGAUGGGGAUCUGCCGGCCCCGCGCCGCCACUGCCCAGGAAGGAGCUAUUCCUCCUCCUCUCCGGCGUGUGGGAGUCCGCCGUGCAGGCGCUUCUCGAGCUCGGGAGAGGCACAGGAGAAGGAAGGCAAAAAGGAGAUCAUCUACAUUAAUCUCCUGUCAAGUAUUGGAAAUCCCAAGUAUUUGAUGAGAAAAGCACCUAUGGAGAAGGAUGGCAAAAGUGAGUUCAAAAGGGAGAUCAUCUACACCACUUGCAGAUCAGCAUGACGAGGACAAUCAGUACAGAGAUAGGGCAAAAGGGAGAUCUUAAUGCCACUUAAACUUGCAGAUCAACGUGAGGAGGACAAUCGGUACAGAGAUAGGGCAAAAGGGAGAUCCCUAUGCCGCCUAUAGAUCAGCAUGUACCUUGGUCACGUUUUGGCUACAAGGAGGACGACCAAGAAGGACUGGGGAACGCCCGCAAAAAAAAGCACUGGGGAAGACGGGCGGGAGGAAGGCAUGGAGAUCGCUGUUUGGCGCCAACGUGCGUUCUGUUUGGCGCCAAGUAACCUUACCAGAUUUUCCACCGGACAAAUUGGGUGUUUGUUUUCAUUUUUUAAGAGAAUUAAGUGGGGAAAAUGAGAGCGGCCAGAUUGGAAUUGACGGGCGAUAUGGAUGUCUACAGUACACGUGCAGUAAUAGUUCGACUGCAGAGGAGCCGAACCUGGAACUAUGACAGUUUCAGUUUUCUUUUCUGCAUAGCUGGAACUAUGACAGUUUCAGUUUUCUUUUCUGCAUAGCUUGGUAACGCCAUUUCCAGUGCACUCAUCCUGGCAGCACAUGGGGGUCGUUCAUCAUCAGGUGCACGCCCCAUACGGAUUCUGCAUAAUCCAGAUGCAUGUUUGUCAGUAAUAUAUGUUUGAAGAUGUUUGUCAGUAA